AUGAACAUUCCUAGCCACUUCAACUCGUACUUACGUGAGUGUGUGCGCCACACACGCACAUGCGUCGUGCUGACCUCCUCGAUGGUCUCGAUCACUGAGCAAAAGUACGAGAUCGGCCACCUAAAGCAACUUCUGGAUGGCAACAAGAUCACAUAUACGGAGGUGGACUGCAGCCUCGAGGAGAACCGCGACACGCGCAACCGCUACUUUGAGGUCAGCGGCAUCCGUGCCAACUACCCACAGGUCUUUCUACAGGACCCUGAGGGCACAGACAUCCACUACAUUGGCUCCUUCAAGGAGAUUCAGGUACGACAGCCGCGCGUGUGCAAUGCUUUCCUCGCCUGGAUGGAUCUGGACUCACCUUUCUGUGUAUGGCUUUCGCUAAAGCAACUAAAUGAGGUGAACGACGUACCGCCCGAGAUCCUCAAGGCCAACAACAUCCCGACGCUCAACAGCGUCUUCGCUGACGUCGCAAGACGAGCUUGA
Messenger RNA from Phytophthora infestans T30-4, 486 nucleotides. RefSeq lists its product as uncharacterized. NCBI's taxonomy places the organism in Eukaryota, Oomycota, Peronosporomycetes, Peronosporales, Peronosporaceae. The transcript is spliced from 3 exons. The coding region runs from base 1 to 486 and encodes 161 amino acids. The record is from RefSeq and is a predicted model, not a curated record.